This is a messenger RNA of Nannospalax galili (Upper Galilee mountains blind mole rat), 1384 nucleotides long. It is a transcript of the gene Vsig8, whose product is annotated as V-set and immunoglobulin domain containing 8. The record is from RefSeq and is a predicted model, not a curated record. The transcript is spliced from 8 exons. The coding region runs from base 23 to 1288 and encodes 421 amino acids. NCBI's taxonomy places the organism in Eukaryota, Metazoa, Chordata, Mammalia, Rodentia, Spalacidae. Gene Ontology annotation, cellular component: intracellular anatomical structure.
AGGAAAGACCAAGUCUAGAGAAAUGGGAGUUCGAGGAGCAUUCCACCUUCUACUCGUGUGCCUGAGCCCAGCACUGCUGUCUGCUGUGAGGAUCAAUGGGGACGGCCAGGAGGUCAUGUAUCUGGCGGAAGGUGACAAUGUGAGGCUAGGCUGCCCAUAUAUUUUGGACCCUGAGGAUUAUGGUCCCAAUGGGCUGGACAUCGAAUGGAUGCAGGUCAACUCAGAACCCUCACAUAGGGAGAAUGUGUUCCUUAGUUACCAAGACAAAAGGAUCAGUCAUGGCAACCUUCCCCAUCUGCAGCAGAGAGUUCGAUUUGCAGCCUCAGACCCCAGCCAGUAUGAUGCCUCCAUCAACCUCAUGAACCUGCAGGUGUCUGACACAGCCACCUACGAGUGCAGGGUGAAGAAAACCACCAUGGCCACCAGGAAGGUUAUUGUCACUGUCCAAGCACGUCCUGCAGUACCUAUGUGCUGGACUGAAGGCCAUAUGACAAAGGGCAAUGAUGUGGUACUGAAGUGCUUUGCCAAUGGAGGCUCCCAGCCCCUCUCCUACAAGUGGGCCAAGAUCAGUGGGCACAGUCACCCCUACCGAGCCGGGUCCUACCACUCCCAGCACAGCUUCCACUCUGAGCUCUCCUAUCAAGAGUCUUUCCACAGCUCCAUCAAUCAAGGCGUGAACAAUGGGGACCUGGUGUUGAAGAGUAUCUCUGCAGAAGAUGAUGGGCUGUAUCAGUGCACAGUGGCUAACCAUGUGGGCUACAGCGUCUGUGUGGUGGAGGUGAAGGUCUCAGACUCUCAGCGUGUAGGCAUGAUCGUCGGCUCAGUGCUGGGCUCUUUGCUCAUGCUGGCCUGCCUGGCAGUAGGCAUCUGGGGGCUCAUCUGCUGCUGCUGCGGAGGCAACGGGGCUGGCGGCGCCCGUGGUGCCUUCGGCUACGGCGGCGGGGUCGGCGGCGGGGUCGGCGGAGGGGCCUGUGGCGGCGACUUGGCUAGUGAGAUCAGAGUGGACGCCGAGGCGCCCGGGUGCAAGGCCAGCGGGCGCGGCAGCCGCGUCACCCACCUCCUGGGGUACCCGACGCAGAACGUCAGCCGCUCCCUGCGCCGCAAGUACGCGCCCCCGCCCUGCGGCGGCCCCGAGGACGUGGCCCUAGUGCCCCGCACCACCUCUGCCUGCGAAGCGGGCCCCUCCCCGGUCUACGUGAAGGUCAAGAGCGCGGAGCCGGCCGACUGUGCCGACUGCGCCCAGGUCGAGCAGCAGUCGUGCAAGGACGGCCUUUUAGUACAUGUCUAAAACGGCCUUUGUAUUUCCCAAAGAGACGGCCGAUUCCUAUGUAUCCCUGGAAGCACAGUCAAGGAAACUACUGAAUGCCUUCACGGUGUGCCUCCA